CAUUCAUGUGUGUUCACGUGCUUGUGCUGGUCUUGUGCACAAGCGUGCACACGUGAGCGUGGUGCCCAGAGAGGCAGUUAGAGCUACAGGCUACAGUGAGGCUAAAAACAGAGUUCAAAUGACAUUUUUCCAAACAACUUUUUAUAUCGGGGCUUUAGGACACUUGGAUACGGACGAGCAGUACGAAGAUAUUUUGUGGUUUCAGUGUGUUUUUGGAUGUUUGAAUCUGUAAGCCCCCAUUAGGUGUGCAGUUGUGCUGCUACCCACUCUCCCCUGGGAUCUCCACAAGUGUUGUGAGGACUCUAAAACUUCACCUGAGCCUCCCUCGGCAUAUGGUCCUCUGACUCUUCAGAGAUGAGUGAUGCUGCCAGCCCACCUGCUUCUACAUCAUCACUUUAUUCUCUUGUGAUAAAUACUCUAAAGGUGAACAUAGCCUGUACGCACGUAAGACACCUCCCUCAUUCAGCUGUAUUCAUCUCUAUUCAGCUCCCGUCUCUGCACCUGCUGGUCUGAGGGGAGCAAAUUGACAGAUCAGACAGCAAACAGAGAGGCUAUAUAAGAGCAGCACACUGCAGUUGGGAAGACUGGCUGACUGAAAAACUCAGAACAAACACUGCGCUCAAACACAGCUUGGUCUGUUCGUUUAACCUCUGCAAGUUUUUAUCAAACGACACACCUCAAUGUGUAAGGGGCUCUCCUCUCUGCCCACGUCAUGCCGGGAGAAGGCAAAAGUGAUGAGGGUGAAGUUGAGCCAUCUGGCUGAGACUCACCACAAGCACAAGGUUCAGGAGGGAAAGGCUCCUCAUGACCUGGAAACUCUGCUUAACAGCAAAAGCGGUCUGCAGGCAUUUCGCAGCUUCCUGUGCUCAGAGUUCAGUGAGGAGAACCUUGAGUUCUGGCUGGCCUGUGAGGACUACAGGGUCUCUCCUUCAAACCUGCAGAAGACCAAGUCCAGCAUCAUCUACAGCCAGUUUAUCACCCCUGAAGCUCCACAGGAGGUAAACUUGGACGCUGAAACCCGGGAGGCUUUGUUGAGUGUGACGAACUCUCCAUGUGCCGACACAUUCGACAAGGCACAGCAGAGAAUCUACAGUUUGAUGGCGAAGGACUCCUUCCCGCGGUUCCUGCGCUCCCCUCACUGCAUGGAGGCCAUCAAAGCUUUCUAAACAUUUGCUGUUCAUUAACACAGACCUGCUUUAGAAACAAGUGCUGGUGAAUCUGUACUGCUUGAAAUAGUGGUUAGCAAUUAUUUUAACAAAUAUCUUGUUUAGUGAUUGUUUUCCAUGUGCUGUCCUUGCGCACUGUUUGUAUAAUGCAUGCUGUUAUUGUCAUGACACUGAGUUGUAGACAUAGUUAAAAAGUCUCACGUAGACGCCUUAAUUAUGAAACCUAAAUGUAGAGAGACUGCAUAAGCUACAAGUGACACCCACUCAAGAUUUAAAUAAAUACCUCAUAGAAGACAACUCAAUAUGUUGCAUUUAAUGGCAUCUGUAUCAAUAAGCUCUAUUUUUUCAUGUUCUGGCAUGAGCUGCUUUAGACUGAAUGUUGACAUCAGAGCAUUGCUCCGCCUUAUCACUGGCUGGUUUGCUAUCACAGUGCUGGUGUGUGGCUGGAUUAGCGACCUUGAGUAAAUUCUCGCCCACUUCUGUAGCUGAUGGUGUUUAUUCAAGAGAACCUUGAGCAUGCUUCACCUGGCUUCACCUUGGCUUCUUAAUCCAAAGUCAGAGCAGGGCACAAUGGUGCAUCAUUGUGGU
Messenger RNA from Epinephelus fuscoguttatus (brown-marbled grouper), 1754 nucleotides. Its product is annotated as regulator of G-protein signaling 5. Lineage: Eukaryota; Metazoa; Chordata; Actinopteri; Perciformes; Serranidae. The transcript is spliced from 7 exons. The record is from RefSeq and is a predicted model, not a curated record. Bases 681 to 1166 code for a protein of 161 amino acids.